This is a messenger RNA of Cucurbita maxima (winter squash), 1176 nucleotides long. RefSeq names its product polygalacturonase-like. The record is from RefSeq and is a predicted model, not a curated record. NCBI's taxonomy places the organism in Eukaryota, Viridiplantae, Streptophyta, Magnoliopsida, Cucurbitales, Cucurbitaceae. Gene Ontology annotation, biological process: carbohydrate metabolic process. Gene Ontology annotation, molecular function: polygalacturonase activity. Bases 1 to 1176 code for a protein of 391 amino acids. The transcript has 6 exons.
AUGACAUGGGCUAAGGCUUGUGACUCGUCUACACCAGCCACUAUUUACGUUCCCCAGGGUAUAUUCUACGUUCGAAGUGUGAGCUUUAAUGGGCCUUGUAAGAACAAUGUUAUUACUGUUCUCAUUGAUGGAACUCUUGUGGCUUCCUCAGAGAUUCAAGUUUUAGCUAAAACUAAAUCUUGGAUUGAGUUUAGUCACAUAGAUGAGCUUUCGAUUACUGGUGGUAUUAUCAAUGGGCAAGAAACUGCCUUAUGGAAUUGUAAACACUUGGGAAAGAGAUGCCCCAUUGGAGCCACGAGUAUUCAAAUAAAUGAUGCACAAAAUGUGAACAUCAAUGGAUUAUCUUCGAUUAACAGCCAAAAGUUCAACAUGGUGCAUGGAUUUCAAAACGUGCAUAUGACAAGAGUGAAUGUCUCGUCUAUAGACGAUAGUCCAAACACUGAUGGCAUCCAUGAGCAACAAUCAUCAGAUGUGACCAUCCUCAACUCGAGCAUUAGCAACGGUGACGACUACAUCUCAAUCAGUCCAGGGACCUCCAACUUGUGGAUGGAAAGUAUUAUAUGCGGACCUGGACAUGGAACUAGCAUUGGGAGCUUGGGGAUAAAGGCCGAAGAGGAUGGAGUGCAUAACGUUACACUGACAUUAUCUACUUUCUCUAGAACUCAUAAUGGAGCUUCUGGAGUUAAAGUCAUCGAAGUAACAUACGAAGACAUCAAGGGAACUUCCGCCACUGAAAUACCAAUCAAUUUUGAUUGUAGCCCAAUAAAUCAUUGCACUAAAUUAGGUUUGAAAGACAUAAACCUAACUUAUGAGAAUCACAUCGCUAAAGCUUCAUAUACGGUGAGGAACGACAUUGGACGCCAUUCGUGCUGGAUAAGAGCACUGGCUUUGCCAAAGUUGUUCACUCGAGCCUUCACCGUGGUCAGUGGACCAAGUGCAUGUUGGGUGCCAAUGGUGAUGGCUUCUAGAGUUAAAGGCCUCGAAGUAACAUACGAAGAGAUCAAGGGAACUUCCGCCACUGAAAUAGCAAUCAAUUUUGAUUGUAGCCCAAUAAAUCAUUGCACUGGAUUAAGCUUGAAAGACAUAAACCUAAUUACGAGAAUCACAUCGCUAAAGCUUCAUGUAAAAAUGCCGAAGGAACUACCUCUGGUGUGGUUGAACCUUCUGGUUGCUUAG